AUGGCGAAAAGAAAGGGAGGAAAGCCGCCAAUGGGGCGAUUCCCCAAUAAGAACAAAAACAAAAAGAAGAACAGAAAUGGAGGCGCUGGUCCCUCACAAAGCAAUCGAAGACCUGAAGGGAAGAUGCCCGGUGGCGUAAUGCCAGAGCUCUACGAUCUCGAACAUGGCCCAUUACCUGACAUUGGAGAUGAUUCUGUGCCGAACAUGAGAAGCAUGUCUGCCAGACCUGGCAGAAACGUGGGAAGGAGGUCAUACGGCGGGGCUGGUGGCCAUGGUGGUAGGCCACACCACUCGCUAAUGGAAGAGGUUGGAUAUACCGCUAAGAACAUGGAGAGAACUGUACGUGAGCCCUUAAGAAACAAGCCGAUUGAAUUCGUCAAGGCCAAGGAAGUUUAUGACCCAAACAAGAAAUUAAGAGAACAAGAGCCGAAGAAAACGAGCUCUGAAGCUGGUAUUCCAAAGGAGCACCAAGACUUAUUGGAUUGCUUAGAGCUGACCUGCUUGGAGGAGGAGCGUCCAACUAGGCCGAGAAUUGAAAUCAGCAGCGAUGAAGAGGAGGGAGGGAAGGAUGACGAGGAAGAAGAAGAAGAGGGAGAAGAUGAGGAAGAAGAGGAAGAGGAAGAGGAAGAAGAGGAAGAGGAAGAAGAAGAAGAAGAGGAAGAAGAAGAGGAAGAUGGAGAGGAGGAACUUCGAGUGGAAGAAGCUAGGGCUGAGGUGGUAGCUGCUAUAGUAAAUGAGGAGGAAAAUUCUAAAGUGCAGGACAUCGAAGUGUCCGUAGACGAUGCAGAGGAGGUAUGGCAGACCGAGGAAGAGAGUGACGAUGAAGAUGAGAACGAAAUAUUAUCACUGCCAAGCCCCGAAGUUGUGGAUGCUAUGGAUGCUGAUGUAAUUGAGUUUUCCAAGGAACAGUCAAUCGGAGAGGAUGAAGAAUCAGACCUUCAUUCCAACGAAUUUGUCAUCGACAAUGAAGGCGACUCUUCCCUUUCCUCUAAUGCGAAGCCCUUCACUUCUCUUAUAGUCGACACCUCAACAUCCAGGUCACAAGCAAUUCCAUCCUCAACCCCUGGUGUUGAAUUCAACCCAGUCUUAACUAUUGGUAAGGUCAGCUUACAGACCUCCAAGUCCAAAUCUGGAACGACUGCGCAUUUGAUGUCUGUUCCGAGAAAGGCAAGUGGAUUUGUAGAUGAGCACGAAGAUUCAGACUACUUCAUGGAAUCGGAAUCAGACAACGAUCGAGCUGCAUAUAAAGAUUACAUCUCUCAAGUAAUGAAUGCAAUGCUGGACGACACUGACUACGAGAGUGAAACCAACUUUGAUGUGAUGGCAGAAUCAUCUGAAGAAAGCGAGGAAGAAGAUGUGGACGACGAUGACAUAGAUGAAGAAGAACCAGAAUAUGGCUUUCUUUCUGAAGACUUUGAGUUCGACAUCUCUCAACUUUCCAUAUCUAAUGUUCGCUUUGGAACUGCAACCCAAUACUAUACGAAGUGCUUGGAGCUCACUGGGUCAAUAUCUGACUCUAUGUGGGUAGAUGAAGACGAAUUGUAUGAGUUUGUCCUACUGAAGGGAGUGAAGGAGCAUAGAUUUCAGAGUUUUAUGAGACUUAUGACCAAAGGACUCAUUGAUGAAGAGCCAUUCGAAGUACCUAAUUAUUCCGACGUUUACAUUUCUGAGACUUCAGAGGAAGAAGAAGAAGAAAAGGAGGAUAACUCGCUUGAUGACUUGAUUGCCUUGAGAAAGGCAAAUAAGACGACACCUGAUUUCAUCCCACAAUCUACUUCGUCUGUUCGUACAAAGGGUAAGGGCAAAAACAAACAUCUUGACCUAUCUGGCCUUGAGCUUACAACAGAUAUGCAUCAAGCCUUGCAGGAUCUGUACCAAAGUCACCGUGAAGCCAAAAAAAACAAAAAGCUUAAGAGAGAAGGAGAAAAGUUCCAAAAGGGUGUAUCUAAACACGAUCUCUUUGUCUUAUACCCAUUUUCAAUACAUGUUAAGGAAAUACGUGAAGAAUUUGACACAUUUCUUCAUGAUACUUCGAGGGAUAGUAUGAGUUUCCCACCUUUGGAUCCACACGGAAACAAGACAAUUAACAAAAUUGCCGGUUUUUUCAACAUGAAGGCUACAAGGUGUGGAGCUGGGCUCCAUACCUAUAUGAAAGUCUCGAAAAGUCGUAAAACUUUCCAUUACCUUCCAAGAUAUGACCAAAUUGGUUCUGUUCUUAGACAAAGACCUAUCUUCAAUAGAACUGAUCAGAAGAGGCCAAAGAGUGAAAUAAUCGCUACGGAUGGAAAUGCCAAGAAGGACCGUGAACGUCAAAGGAAUAAAGGAAAGACCGCCUCUGUACAAGAAGGUGAUAUUGUUGGAAGCAAGGCUCCAGAAAUCGGAGUAAAUAAUAUUGGUAGACAAUUGUUAGAGAAACUUGGAUGGGUAAAAGGUGAAGGUUUGGGAAUUCACGGAAAGAAAGGUAUUAGUGAGCCUGUUGUGGCUGUGGUUAAAAAUACUAAGCUUGGUAUAAGGACAAGCUCAACCGUCACUAAUUAA
Messenger RNA from Dujonia railenensis, 2538 nucleotides. Lineage: Eukaryota; Fungi; Ascomycota; Pichiomycetes; Serinales; Debaryomycetaceae. The record is from the annotation of a GenBank genome assembly.